Daucus carota subsp. sativus is the source of this 818-nucleotide messenger RNA. RefSeq lists its product as uncharacterized. The coding region runs from base 104 to 574 and encodes 156 amino acids. The transcript is spliced from 3 exons. Lineage: Eukaryota; Viridiplantae; Streptophyta; Magnoliopsida; Apiales; Apiaceae. The record is from RefSeq and is a predicted model, not a curated record.
AACCUUAAUAUCACUUUAUUCACAUAGUACCAGGUACUUCCCCAGUUCCAUUACACAAUCAUUCAGACAAGAACUAAGCCAAACCCUCGAAACUCAACAACAAAUGGAAGGAGUGAGUUCACGACUCGGCCGCGCUUCAUCCCGCUACGGCGGCUCCGCUCCUGUCUUCACCGGCCCUGUCAGAAAGUGGAAGAAGCAGUGGGUCCAUGUCUCCUCCCCUGUUUCUCACUCCAGGUCCCACCAUCACCACCACAACAACAACGCUCCUUCUUUGCUCCUCUGCAGGUGGACCCCAGUUUCUGCAACUACUGAUAAGCCUGUCAAGCCUGAGCAGGAGCUUCCUCGCCGAAAAUUUCGCUACGCUCCGAUUGUCGGCGUAGAUGAUUUGAAGAAGGAGGUUGACAAAAGAGGAAAAGAUGAAUCUGUAACAAGCAAGAACUCCCAAUCUUCACCAAGAGAAACUGCCAGGAAAGGUGGUAUCUUUAGAAAGCAGGAUAUUGACAGUCUCUUCAUGGAAGUGAGCCAGGCAUCAAGGAAUGACCAAGACGACAAUUCAGAUGGUGAAGACCAGUAGAUGGAGAGGUGGAAUAGUUCGUCCAGAAGUGUUUUGGGUGCUGUAGACUGUAGUGAUAUCAGUGGGCUAAUUUAGGUAGAAGAAUGUGAAGCAGGCAAAUUUCUCCUUUAAUAUUUCCUAGAACCCAAUGUUUAUAUCUGAAUUUAGAAGCUAAUGCUGAAUAGAUCUGCCAUUCUGUAAUUACUAAUUUCGUAGUGUUUGUUGGUUGUUGGUUAAUUUGCCUAUUUUAAUGCUUCUUAGCUCA